GCCCUUCUGCUUCCGGUAAAUCCCAGCCCAGUUUCCGUCCUGGAGGUUGGGUCCUUGGCUCUCCUGACCUCCUGCACGCGACGACGGUUGCUGGUCCCUGAGCGGGUGAGAGUUGCUAAAGGAAGUGUAGCAGUUCUUGCAAAUAAGAAAGAAGAGAUCUUUCCAUCACGACUGACAGCAAAAUUAACCCACUGGGCAGAUGGUAUUUGUACAAAUCGUGAAUCCGGAGAGGUGAACCUUCACGUGCACCUGUAAUUGCAGAUGUGUUCCAGGAUUGGUCUCUGAUUUUCGGAAGGCUCUCAUUCCUUCCCCCACACCCCUGACCAGGAUUCCUCUUGGCUUUAUCGCAGCGGACAAGCACUCAACACCAAUGCUUUUUAAGGAUUAAGGGCUGUAAUUGCACACACAGUGUGUCAGACACUGCGCUCUCCUGAGUCCUGACCGUGCUCUGUGGUGGCGCUCUUCUUGGAAUUCUUCCCUAUUAAGAUGCCAUAAAAGCUUGUCACCUUUAGGUUUUAAAGUUCCCUGCUGAAACGUAAGAUAUCUUAAGACUGCAGACAAACUCCUGAAAGAUGAGUGAGCACGACGUAGAAUCAAACAAGAAGGAUGAUGGUUUCCAAUCAUCUGUAACUGUUGAGAUGUCCAAAGAUCCUGAUAGUUUUCAUGAAGAAACUGUGGAACCAAAACCAGAACUGAAGGAACCGGAACCAAAGGAACCAGAACCGAAGGAACCAGAAAGGAAGGAACCAGAAAGGAAGGAACCAGAAAGGAAGGAACCAGAAAGGAAGGAACCAGAAAGGAAGGUACCAGGAAGAAGGGAAACACAAACGAAGGAAACACAAACAACCGAAAUAGAAAGGAAGGAAACAAAAAAGAAGAGAGGGACAAAUAGUUACUGUCCUCCACAAGGAACAAUAAAUAAAACAAUUACAGAUGGAGCUGCACUCAUUGCACUAUGGACUCUACUCUGGGCCCUUAUAGGUCAAGAAGUUCUCCCUGGUGGAAAUUUGUUUGGACUUGUAGUUAUUUUUUACAGUGCUUUCCUUGGGGGUAAAAUUUUAGAAUUCAUUAGAAUACCUGUAGUGCCUCCCCUCCCACCUCUCAUUGGGAUGUUACUGGCUGGUUUCACCAUCAGGAAUGUUCCGAUUAUUUAUGAAUUUGUCCAUAUUCCUACCACAUGGUCUUCAGCUUUAAGAAACACUGCCCUUACUAUUAUCCUAGUACGAGCUGGGCUUGGACUGGAUCCACAGGCCUUGAAGCAUCUGAAGGGAGUCUGUCUGCGCUUGUCAUUUGGUCCAUGCUUCCUAGAAGCCUGCUCAGCCGCUCUCUUCUCCCACUUCAUUAUGAACUUUCCUUGGCAAUGGGGGUUCCUACUAGGUAUUUUCAACUCAAGCUCUCUCUGUGUAAGAGCCCUGGCUAUCUUGGAAUGCUCACUGUAGACCAAGCUGACGUCAAACUCACAGAGAUCUUCCUGCCUUUGCCUUCCUACAGCUGGGAUUAAAGGUGCGUGCCACCAGGCCCAGCAAAGCUUUUUUUUUUUUUUAACUUUCAAUUGUUGUUGUUCCAUAGAAAAUGUAGUAUGCAUACACAUACAUAUUUGUGCAUUUAAUGUGGAUUUUUAUUUGUUUUAAAGAUGUAUUUAUUUUUAUUUUAUGAGUGCUUGCCUAAUGAAUGUCUGUGCACCGUGUGCGUGUCUGGUACCCACAGAGUUUGUUUGCAUAGACUUUUAUAGAACUGAAUGGAAAAUUCUGCCUGCUAAUUAUUCCUGCUUUAAAUGACCCUUCAGCUAUAUCUAUUUGGAUUUUACAUUUUGUAAAUGAAUUGCUGAUAUCUGAGAACUGUACUUAGAGUGUUAGUGGCCGAGCCUGUGUAUUUUUACUGUUUAGGGGACAUCUGUGGCAAAAGUCGGGAUCUAGUUGCUCCCUGCACAGUAUCUACCUUUCCUCUGAUAUAGACUUUCAUAUUUCAUGAUUUAUGCAGGCUAUGCUUUAUGUCAGCUUGACACAAAUAGGGUUAUAUAGAAGGGAGCAUCAGUUGAGAAAAUUCCUCCAUUAUAUAGCUUGUAGGCAAGUUUAUGGGGUCUUUUCUUGACUAAUGGAUGCUUGAUAUGGAAGGGACCAACCCAACUGGGGGCCGUGACCUCCCUGGACAGGUGGUUCUCCGUACCAUCAAGAAGCAGAUGCAUCAAGCCAUGAGGAGCAAGCCAGCCAGCAGUGAGCGUUGUCUUUUCAUCAGCUCUUGCCUCCAGGUUCCAGCCUUGAGUUCCUGCCCUGACUUCUCUCCAUGAUGGACUUUGAGUCAAAAGAUUAAAUAAAUCCCUUUCCUCCCCCGAGUCGCUUUUGGUCAUGGUCUUUACCAAAACAGUACAAACCAAAUUAGCACAGAAAUGUGUGCCAGUAUCAUGGAGUAUUACCAUGACAAACCUGACUGUAGUGUUUGGGAGAGGGUGUGGAUGGAUGGGGUUUGGAACAUUGGGCUAGAAAAGCCAUUGGUGCUCAGAGCUUGAUGAACUGUUGAAGGAUCUUGGAAGAUGGGGAUGCUGAAAGGGAUACAGAUGGUGGAGACCUGGCUUGUAAAGUUUCAAAGGGAAGCAAAGACUCUACCUAGGCCAUUCAUGUAAUAUUUUCUAUUAAGAUGAUCAGCUCGAGCUGAAGAAUCAAUGGCGAUGAAAAGAGACCAGAACCACUGAAGUGAAACCAUUGCUUUAUGCUGAUUACUAGGUUAAUGGGCACACUCACUGGGGCUGAGAGAUCAGUGGUGAUUAAGAAGAGAUCUGCUUCACUGUGUGAAACCUCAGCAUAUUUCCCAAGUGUCAGCACACAGAAGCUGUGGUCCAAGAGGGUCAAGGCUGCAUCUCAUGCAGACAGUUUAACUUGGUAAUAUGUAAGAGUUCCCCAGGCGACCAUGAUUUUGCAUGAAGGGCCUAUGGAGAGCUUGGCACUGAAAGGCCAAGAGAGGCCACUGGUGAAGGUUCAGCUUGCAGUGUAAAACCCAGAAUUGGAGGGCUCAUGGUGAGAGACUGAAGUCUGGGAACAUGCAGUCUGAAAGAGGCCACUGGUAAAGAUGCAGCCUGUGAGAUAACCACAUGUUGGAAAUACCAGAACAGUAUUGGCUGCCAAGAAUUGGGACAGAUGUGGGAUGGAGCCUAUUAGACAAGCUGUGUGUGCUAUAGAUGGCAAAGCCAGUGAUAUGGGGUUGCGAGACCUUUUGGAGCCUAGAUGAUCAUGAGUGGAUUCCAGAUGCCAAGAACUGGACUUUUUUCCACGGUUGGACUUCGCUUCUGCUUUGGUUUGAGUGUGACUGUACCCUAGUUCUUCUCUUCUAGAAUAAAGAUUAUUUAACUUGUUUUUCUUUUUCUUUUUUUUUUAAAUUUUAUAGGUGAUACAAAGAAACUUUGGAGUUUUAGAGAAAUUUUGCAUAUUUUUAAAGGAUUGAACUGUUCUUUUGUCUUUUUUAGUUUUUUGAGAUAGAGUUUCUUUGUGUAGGCCUGUCUGUCCUGAAAUUCAUUAUGCAGACCAGACUUGCCUUGAACUCAGAUCUGCCUACCUCUGCCUCCUGAGUGCUGGGAUUAAAGGUGUUCACCACUAUGGCCAGCAUAAAAGGUUGUAUUUAAAGUGUUUCUAUUUUAAGAUAAGAUAUUACUAUUUAGUCCUGGCCAGUCUAGAACUUACUCUGCAGACCAGGUAGUCCUUGAACUCACAAUUUCACCUGCCUCUAAAGUGAGGUUUAAAGAUAG
Molecule: messenger RNA, 3736 nt
Organism: Mus musculus (house mouse)
Lineage: Eukaryota; Metazoa; Chordata; Mammalia; Rodentia; Muridae
Gene: Slc9b1
Product: solute carrier family 9, subfamily B (NHA1, cation proton antiporter 1), member 1
Exons: 8
Coding region: 573-1439 (288 amino acids)
Biological process (GO): proton transmembrane transport; transmembrane transport; monoatomic cation transport
Cellular component (GO): membrane
Molecular function (GO): antiporter activity
Source: RefSeq, a predicted model, not a curated record